AUGUUUGCAAAUUCAUCCUCGGAUUACUUUCUAUCCUUGACGACGCUGGGUUUAUCUACAACACAGGUGUAUCCAGCAUUUGUGUUUGGUACACUCACCUAUUUAUUUAUUGUCUUUUGCAAUCUGUUGUUAAUUGUGACUAUUGCUGUGAGUAGAAAGCUGCAUAAACCCAUGUUUAUCCUGCUGUUCAGCUUGCCUGUUAGUGACAUAAUGGGAGCUACAGCCUUUUUCCCACAGUUUCUUCUGAGCAUUGUGCUGAAGACCAGAUUGGUUUCCUACCCUGCGUGUGUCGUUCAGGCUUUUUUGGUUCAUUUGUACGGCUCUGCAAACUUGCUGACAUUGACCGCUAUGGCUUAUGACAGAUUUGUAGCUAUAUGCAUCCCACUGAGGUACAAUUCUAUCAUGAAUUCCCACAGAUUGAUCACCAUGGUUUUCCUGAUAUGGUUUGUAGAUUUGUCAAUGAUCUUAACAUUGUUACUGCUGUUUACACGUUUUAAAAUCUGCAGAAAAAACAUAGUGGAUUUGUACUGCAACAAUCCCUCACUGGUGAAGCUUGUCUGCGAAGACACCAGCGUCAACAACUUGUACGGGAUUGUUUUAACCUUGGCGUUUCAAGGAGGCACGCUGUUGAUUAUUUUGUACACGUACGCACAGAUACUACGUACGUGUAUCAUGACGAAUCAGGCGGAUGCCAGGAGGAAAGCCAUCCAGACCUGCGGCACACAUUUAGUUGUUUUUCUGUUCUUACAAAUCAACACCGUGUUUACGCUCAUUUCUCACCGACUUCAAAGUGUGUCUCCUUUUCUGAGGAGGACUUUUGGUGUGUCCGUUUUAAUAUUCCCCCCAAUUUUGAAUCCGAUUAUAUAUGGACUGAAAACCAAUGAACUUAAGCAGAACAUAAUAAUCUUUCUAAAAAGAAAUGUGGGUUUAACAAAGUAA
Messenger RNA from Salarias fasciatus (jewelled blenny), 939 nucleotides. RefSeq names its product putative gustatory receptor clone PTE03. The transcript has a single exon. Gene Ontology annotation, molecular function: G protein-coupled receptor activity; olfactory receptor activity; odorant binding. The record is from RefSeq and is a predicted model, not a curated record. NCBI's taxonomy places the organism in Eukaryota, Metazoa, Chordata, Actinopteri, Blenniiformes, Blenniidae. Bases 1 to 939 code for a protein of 312 amino acids. Gene Ontology annotation, biological process: detection of chemical stimulus involved in sensory perception of smell; G protein-coupled receptor signaling pathway. Gene Ontology annotation, cellular component: membrane.